Molecule: messenger RNA, 3993 nt
Organism: Canariomyces notabilis
Lineage: Eukaryota; Fungi; Ascomycota; Sordariomycetes; Sordariales; Chaetomiaceae
Product: copper radical oxidase
Exons: 2
Coding region: 367-3690 (1107 amino acids)
Source: RefSeq, a predicted model, not a curated record
CGAGCCCACAUCCCUUAUGAAAAUGUCUCUGGCGCUGACUGCUUGGCGAGCCUUUCUCCCCCCUGCAAGGUGGCUUCCCCCUGCCUAUUCCUGCCUUUCCCCGUUCCCACCAAAGAAAAAAAAGGAGCCCAGCGUUGUUCGUGUUACCAUUCACCACAUCACCUUCUCGGCAAGAUCCCCGCCUAGUGUAAAAGUAGUAGUAGACACCGAGCAGUAUAUAGAAAUGUAAUCCCCCGCUCCCUCUCUCCCUACGAUCCCUUUCCAUCUGCCUGUGGUCUUUUUCUGACCCUGACACUCGUUUUAUUUUUUGCCCUGUCUCUUGCCGUGUUGGCGUCCUGUCACGGAUCGCCACGCCAAGUCUUCACCAUGAAGGCCUCACCGGCAAGGACGUUGUUUUCGUCCCUCGUCCUGUCUUCGUUUCCCCUUGCGUUUGCCCAGCUCGCCGUGCCCACGGAGCUGCCAGAUGGCUGGGCGUACGAAGGGUGCUAUGUCGACGUUCCUGGGAGGACGAUAAAUGAGGCUACUUAUGCCGACGGUGCGGCCAUGACAAAUGAGGCCUGUAUCAACUUUUGCGCGUCGCGAGGUUUUUCGUAUGCCGGAACCGAGUACUCAGUAGAAUGCUUCUGCGGGAACAGCCUCGCGGCAGGCGCCGACAAGGUCGCCGACUCGGUUUGCAACAUGGCCUGCUCAGGAGCCCCCAAUGAGCCUUGCGGUGCCGGCAGCAGGCUCACGCUUUUCCACACGGACGCCGUUCUCGGGCCGCAACCGAAGCCUAAUUCCAACGACUACGUCCACAUGGGGUGCUACGCUGAAGGCACAACGGGCCGGGCACUCACAUACGGCGUGGGCAGCAUCCCCAGCGCCGAGAUGACGGUUGAUAAGUGCACGGCGGCCUGCCGCGCGGCGAAUUAUAUCCUUGCUGGUGUUGAGUUCGGCGGUGAAUGCUUCUGCGGCAAUACCAUCUCCAACGGAGGCGCUCCGGCGAGCAGUGGGUGCAACAUGGCUUGCAACGGCGACAGCAGCGAGAUCUGUGGCGGCCCCAGCCGGCUUAAUGUUUACAACUACCAGAACCAGUACGACCCAGGCGCGACAUCUACGACUACUAGUGCCACAGCUGACCCCACCGUCACCGCUACCGCUGACGGCCCGUCUCAACCCACGGCCGUGGGCAACUACGUCUGGAAUGGAUGCCGAACCGAGGCCACUGGCAUGCGCGCCCUGAGUGCCGCCACGUUCGCGUCGGAUGACAUGACGCUCGAGGCUUGCCAGGUCUACUGCUCAGCCUACACCUACUUCGGCGUCGAGUAUGCGCGCGAGUGCUACUGCGGCAACAGCUUCAACGCCGGCUCCGUGCCUGCGCCGGCUGCGGACUGCAGCAUGACCUGCUCGGGCGACGAAACCCAGUACUGCGGGGCUGGCAACCGCCUGUCCGUCUAUGCAAAGAACGGCACCGCGCAGGAGACCUCAACAACCACUGCCCCCGGCACCUCGACCACCUCGGCGGCUCCCGUCGUCACUGGCGUUCCCGAGGGGUGGACCUACCAAGGCUGCUGGAUCGACGGAAAGCAGGGCCGUAUUCUCCCGCACCAGAUCCCCGACAGCCAGCAAAACAGCCCCGCGACCUGUGCCAACGCGUGCGCGGCUGCCGGCUACAGCAUCUCGGGAACCGAGUACGGCGUGCAAUGCUUUUGCGGCAAUGCCAUCUACAAUGGCGGCGAAAAGACGGCCGACUCGGACUGCAGCUUCAACUGCCCUGGUGACGCCACACAGAAGUGCGGUGCUGGUGACCGGCUGAGCAUCGUGUCCAACGGCACCCCCAAGGCGUAUGCUCCUCCGGCGCCCCAGACCGAGGGCCUCGAAGGCGACUGGACCUACCAGGGCUGCGUUGAGGACAACCUCAACGACAAGCGCACCUUCUACUGGCAGCUCUUCUUCCCCGGCACCAUGACGCCAAAUAUGUGCCUCAACCGGUGCGCUCAGUUCGGCUACAUGGCCGCCGGUCUCGAGUAUGGCGAGGAGUGCUACUGCGGCGACCCGGCCAACAUUGCCACGGCCGGCGCCACCUUCCGCCCCGAGUCUGAGUGCGGCAUCACCUGCGCCGGCAACGCCACGGCCAUCUGCGGCGGUCUCAGCCGCUUGACAACCUACUUCUGGACGGGCACCCCACUCUACUCGUGGGAUUUCCCCCAGGACUACCGCGCCGGCCAGUACCAGUACCUACUCAGCGGUCCGACCAUCCCCCUCAUCACCCAGGAGACGAUUACUGGCAAGGUCUCGUUCAUCUCCAAGUACGGAACCGGCCCUGGCAAUGAGACGGGCGCCUACGAGCUGGACCCUGCCACCAACACGUUCCGUGAGCUCCAUGUCAAGACCGACGUCUUCUGCGCUGCUGGCGUGACGUUGCCCGACAAGGCUGGCCGCCAGCUGAACGUUGGCGGUUGGUCCGGGGACUCCACGUACGGCACGCGCAUCUACUGGCCCGAGCACGACUGGGAGGAGAACGUCAAGGUGCUCAGCCUCCAGGCCGGCCGUUGGUACCCGACGGCCAUGGUCAUGGCCAACGGCUCCGUCAUGGUCGUGGGCGGCCUGAUUGGCUCCAACGACAAGGCCGUCCCGUCCAUCGAGAUCCUGCCCUACACGGGCCAGGCGCCGCUCUACAUGGACUGGCUCGACCGCACCCACCCCAACAACCUGUACCCGUUCCUGUGCGUCCUUCCCGGCGGCGGCAUCUUUGUGCAGUACUGGAACGAGGCUCGCAUCCUUGACCCAGUCACCUUCGCCACCAUCAAGACGCUCCCCAACACGCCCGGCGCCGUCAACGACGACAAGGGUGGCCGCACGUACCCGCUCGAGGGCACCGCCGUGCUCCUCCCGCAAAAGUACCCCUACAGCGACCCUCUCGGCGUGCUGAUCUGCGGCGGCUCCACCGAAGGCCCCGGCAACGCCAUUGACAACUGCGUGUCCAUCUACCCAGAGGCGGCCAACCCAGAAUGGAAGAUUGAGCGCAUGCCCUCGUUCCGCGUCAUGAGCUGCAUGGCCCCUCUGCCGGACGGCACCUACCUGAUCGCCAACGGCGCGCAGCACGGCGUGGCCGGGUUCGGGCUCGGCACCCAACCCAACCUCAACGCGCUGCUGUACGACCCCAACAAGCCUCUCGGCUCGCGCAUCACCGUCAUGGCCAACACCACCAUCGCCCGCAUGUACCACAGCGAGGCUAUCACCCUGUUGGACGGCCGCGUGCUCAUCUCGGGCUCGAACCCGGAGGACGGCAAGAACCCGGAGGAGUACCGCGUCGAGGUGUUCCUGCCCCCUUACCUCCUCAGCGGCAAGCCCCGCCCGACCUUCAGCAUCACCAACAAGGACUGGGCGCACGGCCAGACGGGCAUCCCGUUCACGCUGGGCGCGCCCGCCCAAAACGGCGAGAUUACCGUGACCCUGUUGGGCUCCGUGUCGAGCACGCACGGCAACUCGAUGGGCGCCCGCACCCUCAUGCCCCGCGUCCAGUGCACGGGCACCUCCUGCACCGUCGACGCCCCCACCACGGCCAACAUUGCUCCCCCGGGGUGGUACCAGAUGUUUGUGCUCGACGGCGGCAUCCCCGCUGUCGGCACCUACGUCCGCAUCGGCGGUGACCCGGCGAAGCUGGGCAACUGGCCGCAGGCUGCUGGCUUCUCGGUGCCGGGCGUCUAAUGGAUUUGGGUUAUAUAAAGUGAAGGUGGCAUUUGGAUUAUGGCUCAUGUCCUUUUUUUACUCUUGUUGGAUACUAGUCGUCCCGCCUGCACCUUUUGACCUGGCUCGGGGUCCUCCGAGUUGGCAAGCCCUUAAUGUCAAUUUAUUAACAUAUUUCAAUACAUACACCUUAAUUUCCUUUUUGACAUGAACUCAUGCCGUUUCCCUUGUCUCUCGUCGUGGGUCCUGUGAUUGCCAUCUCAACCCGGGCAUAAACUGAUAAGAAGAGUGCAUCAUGGUGCAUAGAGACACGAUGGACCAUCU